Molecule: messenger RNA, 858 nt
Organism: Paramecium primaurelia
Lineage: Eukaryota; Ciliophora; Oligohymenophorea; Peniculida; Parameciidae
Source: the annotation of a GenBank genome assembly
AGAAUGAACUAACAAAAUCAUGUAAUUUCAGAGAAUCUCUUGAUUUCAUAACCACUUUAUGACAAUGAUAUAAAUGCAUAAUCUAUAUAUGAUAAAUACCUGAAAGAUUGUUCUUUGAUACCAAUUAGAUUAAUAGAGGAAUCAAAGGAAACUUAAGAAAGGCCAUUUGCAGGAACAAGGCAAAAUAUUUAACAACAAUAGAAUUAAAGAAAUGUACAAUAAAUUUAGGAAAUUAAUUCUUAAGAAGGAGUCUAAAGAAAUAGAAAUCAAUAAUAAAUUUAAUAAGCCAAUUAUUAGUAGGAUCAAUAAUAUUAAAAUAAUUAAAUGAGAUAUCCACAUUAAAAUAUCUAUUAUCAUUAGAGAUAAUAUAAUUAAUUAUAAAAUUAUCAUUAUGAUCAAUAUCAUCAUCAUCAUUAACAUAGAAGAAACUAAUAAAAUAAUAGAAUGGAAUAAGAAUAUUAUGGUCAUUAAAUGAGAAGAUAAGAAUAAGGAAGAAGAAGGAUGCAUUAAUAACCAAAAUAUGGAUUAGAUUAAAACGAAAUUGCAGCUUUGAGUGAGAUUGUAUUUAGAUAGAGUAGAGCCUCCUGUUGGGAUGAUGAAAACAAGAAAUGUAGUAUUUGUAUUUCAAAUUUUGAGGAAAAUGAAAAAAUUAGAUUUUUGCCAUGUUUACAUAGGUAUUAUUAUUUAAUAAUUUUUGAUUUCAUUCAGGAUGUGUUGAUUCUUGGUUGGCCUCUAAAGGAUCUUGUCCAUUAUGUAAAAAGUAUGUCAGAUCGUUAGUUUAAUAAUUUACAUGAGAGAAACACUAUAGAUAUUAUAAUUACUUCAACAUAAUUAAUUAUUAAGAUUAAUAAUUAUUGA